ACAAUUUCGGAGGCAAUUAAUCAAACAAACAAAACUUCCUUUUGUUCUCUACUCCAAAUCCGCAAAAUGGCCUUGCAUGAUUCCACUCGAGACGAUGGUAUUCAUUAUUAAUUCUACUGGAGACGAAUUGUUUUGGAUGCAGCUCCCGAUGAGACACGGCCGGAGGUUCAGGAUGAGAUGUCCAUUGAGAGGACCUUCGAGUCCAAGGAGGUACCGUCGUGGACAGAUCAGAUCACUGUCAGGGCCUUACUUAGUGGUGGCAUUGGUGCUUGGGGUUCUAUUUAGUUUCAUAGUCAUGAAACUCAACCUCACCACCGGUCUCAUUCCCUCGCUCAACAUCUCGGCCGGAUUCUUGGGCUUCUUCCUCUUGAAAACGAAACAAGUAAUAGCAUUGGGCAAGUUCUUCUCCUUUAGCUUUCUUUGGAGUUUCUUUCAAUGGUUCUUUACUGCAGCGGAUGGCUGUGGAUUUGCCAACUUCCCACAUUUGAUCUCCAAGCCUAUUGAAACAACUACUUAUGUUGGGGUUGGGAUGAUCUGCCCGCAUCUGAGUAAUAUAUCUCUUCCGCUCGGGGCAAUUUUCUCUUGGGGAAUCAUGUGGCCUCUUAUAGAAGCUGGAAAGGGUGAUUGGUACACUACCGAUCACAGUAGUCUCCACAGCUUGCAAGGAUACAGGGUUUUCAUAGCCAUAGCUAUGAUCAUUGGCGAUGGACUCUAUAACUUCGUCAAGGUCCUCACACACACUCUAUUUGCUCUGCAUAGGCAACUCAAAAACAAUGACUCUCUUCCAGUUAACGGCUCCUCUCCAGCAAAAACGCCAUCUCUUGCAAGGACCAAAUUCCUACAUGGUUUGCUCUGGCUGGUGCAUAUGGUGCCUUGUAUUCAGAGUCAGGAGUUCCAAGAUCCGGAAGGCCUUAUAGAAGAGCCAGAAGACACAAGGUCAGAUGCUUUGGCUACCAUGUUCAUCAUCACUCCACAUGCUGCUAAUCCUGGAAAGAAGCCCACCAUUAUUUUUACCUACCCAUGCCCCAAUUGUGAAUAUGGCUUGCUUCCCAUAUGUGGAUGCCAGGGACCAAUCUGUCAACCCGCACCCAUAAGCAUUACUUGUAUCCCUAGUCGGAAAUUGGAAGAUUGAGGACCUUAUUAUAUUGAACCAAAUUACAUGGUCGAUGAAUACUCAUGGAAUUUACCAUAAUCUUUAUCUUGUAAUAAUACUGAAAAUUCAUUUUUUUAGUACCAUUUUUUUCUCUUUCUUUUUAAGAAAAGAAAUUAUAAUUU
This is a messenger RNA of Rubroshorea leprosula, 1275 nucleotides long. Lineage: Eukaryota; Viridiplantae; Streptophyta; Magnoliopsida; Malvales; Dipterocarpaceae. The record is from the annotation of a GenBank genome assembly.